Molecule: messenger RNA, 929 nt
Organism: Carassius carassius (crucian carp)
Lineage: Eukaryota; Metazoa; Chordata; Actinopteri; Cypriniformes; Cyprinidae
Exons: 4
Coding region: 9-929 (306 amino acids)
Molecular function (GO): nucleic acid binding
Source: RefSeq, a predicted model, not a curated record
UUUUGAGAAUGGAGGACGUUCACAACCCUGAACUGCAGCAACAUGCUCGUGGAAGAGCAAUUGGAAGGCGUGUAAGAAUACGUGGUGGUGGUAGAGGAAGAAAUAAUCGAGGAAGAGGUGGAAAUAGAAGAGUCAGAGUCUCUGAUGAAAUCAGAGCCACACUUGUGGAUCAUGUCAUAAAUCAUGGUUUAACAAUGGAAGAGGCUGGUCGAAGAGUACAGCCUAAUGUAAACAGGUCCACAGUGUCAUCAAUUGUGCAAACCUUUCGUAGGGAAAACAGAACUGCACGACAACCUUGCGCUGGUGGCAGAGCAGCAGUAUUUAACCAACUGCAAGAACAAGAAAUUUGCAACAUGGUCAUAGCCAACAAUUCCAUCAGGCUAAGAGAGAUCCAAAGUUCAAUCAUAAAUGACAAUAAUGUCUUUGCAAAUAUAAAUUCUGUCUGCAUUUCCACCAUAGACAGAGUUUUAAAAAGACAUCAGAUGACUAUGAAACAGCUCUAUAAGGUGCCAUUUGAGAGGAACAGUGAAAGAGUCAAGGCGUUGCGGUACCAGUAUGUCCAGAGAAUCAUGGAGUUAGAAGUACAUGAAACGACCCACAUUAUUGUUUUUGUGGACGAGGCUGGUUUUAAUCUGUCCAAAGGCCGGAGACGUGGUCGCAAUCUAAUUGGACACCAAGCCACAAUUGACACACCAGGCCAACGUGGGGCCAAUAUUACAAUGUGUGCUGCCAUUUCAGAGAACGUUGUAAGCGAAAUGUCCUGCAGUUCCACAGUAAAGGCUAAGGCCCUGGGAUCUCCGCCUUUCCUUCUCCUCCCGGGAAAGCCGAGCUCGCCCGACCUGCAUGGGCUUGUGAUCGUAGACGGGGCUGACUGCAUCCCCGCUGCUGGAUUGCGUGGUCUCAGCUGCUCCAGAGAACCAAACGGGUAA